AUGGCAUGGUGCAGUCAGGACCGGCGCUGUAAGCGGCUGCAGCUGCAGGACCUGCUCAUCGCUCCAAUGCAGCAUUGCAUGAAGCUACCGCUGCUGCUCAAGGACAUCAAGAAGUACACGGAAAACAACGAGGAGAAGAACCUAAUCACAGACCUCGUCAAACAGGUCGAGAACUCCCUCAGGGAUCUGGAUGACAAAAUCAAAUGGCUGAAAGACUUUGAGCGGCUGCAAGACCUACAGAAGCGGAUUAUUUGGCCUUCGGUGUUGGACCUGGAACCCAAGACGUUCAUUCCCGAGUGUCUAAAGGCUAACCUCAGCAAGCAACCAUGCGAACGAUUGCUAGCAAGUCCGAAGCGCCACCUGUUGUACGAAGGAGUUCUAACAUUAAUGGAGAACAGCAACAAGGGAACGGAGCUGAAUCUGUUUCUCUUCGAUGACAUGUUGCUCAUCACGAAAUUGAAAAAGUCUCUGAGCAGAAAGAAACUCUCAACGGAAGCUCCCUUCGGCGUGAAGAACGUCGACAGCCCAUCGUUCGUCGUGCAGCGGCAGCCGAUGCCUCUGGACAGACUCAUACUGAAGGACCUCACGGCUGCCGACUUCUCGUCCACGGGUUUGAAAUACGCGUUCGUAGUCGUACAGACGACACGGUUCGGUCAGAUCACCGCUGUCUACACAUUCCAAGCGUCCAACGAAACAAUGAAGAAAGCAUGGAUUCAGAAGCUCAGGGCAGCGACGGACAAGUGGAAGUACGAGUUGGCUUCGCGAUUCAUCUCCCGCCGUAAAUCGAGCGCGAGCAGCACGUCUACGACGGCGUCGCGCCGCAGCUCCGUGAAAUCCGAGUCCGACGACAGCCGACUGCAGCCGUCCACCAGCGUGCGCUCGCGAGGCGAACUGCAGCGAGCUUCUAGUCACAGGUUAAGAUCGUCGGUAAAUGGGGUCAUCGAGGCGCGGAAGUGGGAAUCCCUCGACGGACAGGGACGGCUGCCGCCGUAGCAACGGGACGCGCGAGACGUCAAUGGUGCGACGAUGGCGUCGUCUGAAGACGGCUGGUUAGUGACGACGGCUCAAUUAAUAAUGCGGCACACGAUAACAUAGAAUCGAUCGACGAUAACGAUUGAAUGCACGAGAAUAGUAAUCGAUGUCACGAGACAUACCGGUAACGUCAACGAGCUACCUAAUGUAUACGUUUCCUCCUUCCCGCCUCCCAUCAGAGCGACGUAUGUUGAGAUAGUAUCAUAAAUUCAGAUAUCAGAUAUUUGAUACAUAAUAUCUUUAUACACGGCUCUGAUGGCGAUAAAGAAAAGGCGCCCUAUCGCGGCCGAAACGUUCGCGAUUCUGCCUCGGCACGAGUUACUGGCUCAGUAACGUCACAGACUAACGUCCACGCCCACGUCCGUUAGUCUGUGGUAACGUGUACAUCAGUUUCUGUACUUCAGUUUUCUGUGUAGGAAUACGAUAGAGAAAAGCGAGAAAUAGUCUGAGAGAGAGACGAACAGAGAAAGGGAGAG
This is a messenger RNA of Priapulus caudatus, 1508 nucleotides long. Its product is annotated as pleckstrin homology domain-containing family G member 7-like. The transcript is spliced from 8 exons. Gene Ontology annotation, biological process: Rho protein signal transduction. The record is from RefSeq and is a predicted model, not a curated record. Gene Ontology annotation, molecular function: guanyl-nucleotide exchange factor activity. The coding region runs from base 1 to 993 and encodes 330 amino acids. Lineage: Eukaryota; Metazoa; Priapulida; Priapulimorpha; Priapulimorphida; Priapulidae.